AUGGGAAAGCGUAGAGGAGCGGCGUGGUCGCGGGGAGGCAGCGAGGUCGCAGGGCAACGAGGUCGCAAAGUGGCGGUGACGUCGCGGGGGACUAGCGAAGUCGCAGAGGAGGCGGCGCUCGUAGGGGAGUGGCAUGGUCGCAGGAGGGGAGAUUGCGCAAUGUCGAGCUGGGGUCUAGGGCUGAAGGCGAGGUCGGCGAGCAGACGGCAGAGGCUGGACGCGUGGGCGGCGAUGUUGGGCAGUGGGGAAAGCUAUUGCGAAGAUGGAGAAUCGGUUGGGUUUCUAGUCUGCUAUAUGGUAAGAAACUACAGGUGGUGGAUUAGGAGGCGGAGGAGAUUGGAGAGUGAUUGA
Messenger RNA from Linum trigynum, 351 nucleotides. NCBI's taxonomy places the organism in Eukaryota, Viridiplantae, Streptophyta, Magnoliopsida, Malpighiales, Linaceae. The record is from the annotation of a GenBank genome assembly.